AUGGGCGCCGCGCAGGCCUCUCUGCGGCGCCCGAAGGGGAUCGACGACACCCGGCAGGCUCCCAGAUGCCGCGUGCGGGCCGGCAGCUUCCCGCGGUGCCCCUUUGGGGGCCGAUUCCGUUGGCCGCUACGACAGGAUCAGUCCUGUUACGCCUGCUUCCAAGGGACCGCGUCCCGCGAGACACGUGUCAGAAACCUGGGCCCUCGCUUGGGCGGCGGCGCCGUGACCUCAGCGUGCCGAACUUCUCUGAGCUCCAUUGUCCCCCUCUGCAGACUGGAGCUGACGCUGAGCUUGCAAGGUGGCGGCGAGAAGCACGCAAGUUUCAAAGCUGGCGGCCCGGCCACCCCGCCCCGCUCCCGAGAACCCGCACCGACGGGGACGGUCCCGGGAGGCGCCAGGACUGCGCCCCGCCCCGCCGCGCAGAGAGCAGCUGCCAGGAACUCGAGUAUUAAUAGGAGCAAACUUCCUGGAAAGAUUUUCUCGUCCCAGACGGAGGCCCCGCCCCCCUCCGCCAGCGCAAAUAAAUACCGGCCGCGGGGUGGGGGUGGGGGGUCGGCGGCCGCGAGCAGGGAAGCCCCGCGCGGCUCGCAGGUGCCCGGGAAGGGGCGCCUCUUUGUGCGCCCCGCGGGGGCGCGCCCGCCCUCCGCGCACGGCCCCGCGCCCUGCGCGCCCCCGCGCCCUCCCCCGCGCUCGCCUCCCCCCGCCUCCGAGGCCUCCCCGCGCCGGCGCCCUUCCCGGCCGAGCGCCCGCCUUCUCCGCGCGGCCCUGCGCGCCCCCGCGCCCUCGCGCGCGCCUCCGCGGCCUCCACGCGCCUCUUUUGCGGCCCCGCGGGCGGGACGGAGGACGGAGCGGGGGGAGGGCCGCCUGGGCCCUGGGCCCACCGGGGCCCGGGGUCCGCGGCUCCUCCUCCCGGGACAAAGCCCGGCCCGCCCGAGGGGCCGUGCGUCGUUCAGGGUCCUCGAUACCACCCACCCACCUGGCGUUGAAAGCCGCGCUCUGCUGCUUCCGAGUUUCCGGAUCCGCCCGGACCCCAUGGGCCCGGAGGCGGUCGCCGCCCCCGCCUUCCCCGCAGCCCCUUCGCCCGCAGCCCCGCCGCCCUCCCGCAGAGGGCAGUUCCGGCGCGCGAGGCCUCCCCGCCUCCAGGCCUCGGAAGGACCCUUGCUCACGGCUCCUUCUGAAAGCUCUCUCUCCGCCUUCCGAUUUCCCGCGGCCCCCUCGGUGGCACCUGCUACGCGGGGCUCCUCACAGCAGGGUUUGCCGUGGACAGCUGGUCUCUCCUCUGUGGCAUCGGCUUGGGCCUGGACUCAAAGGCUGGGGGCGGAAUCACCGAGAGGACGGCUCGAUCACACGCUGCUUGUUGGCUGGGACCUCAGCUGCACCUGUGGCCACGCACCUGCACGUGAACCUGCCACGGGGCUGCUGGGAUUUCUCCCCGCCUGGGGCCUGGGCCCCACGAGCAAGCGUCCUUCCCUGGAGAAUAAAAAUGCUCACGGAAACUUCCGGAAGUCCCUGAAGCCCGGCGACACGUGGUCAACCACAGUCAGGAUCAGAUGGUCCUUCUUCUGACUCAGCCUCAGAAGGUCAACGGUAGCCCAGUGCUCCGUCAGUGAUGCUAGAACAGCCGGACAUCCGCAUGCAAAAAAGGGGACGCGAGACACAGACCUUCCAGCCUUCACCAAAGCGAACUCUCACGGGAUCCCAGGCCCAAAUGUACAAUGUGGAACUAAAAUUCCCAGAAGUUACCCUUAGGAGCAUGUCUAGCUGACCUUGGGUCUGGGGACGACUUUUUAUUUUAUUUUUUAUUAUUUUUAAAUGUUUUUAAUGUUUUUUUUUUUAAUUUAUUUUUGAGAGCGAGAGACAGAGUGUGAGUGGGGGAGGGGCCGAGAGAGAGGGGGACACAGAAUCCGAAGCAGGCUCCGGGCUCCGAGCUGUAGGCACAGAGCCCGACAUGAAGCUCGAACCCACCAACUGUGGGAUCAUGACCUGAGCCGAAGUCUGACACUUAACUGACCAGCCAGCCGGGCGCCCCUGGUGACGACUUUUUAGCUGCAGCAUCCAAGACGUGACCCAUGAAAGAAAUAAUCAAGAAGCCAGACUUCAUUAAAAUUAAAACCUUCUGCUCUGGGACAGAGAUGCUAUCAAGUGAACGAGAAGAGAAACCCCAGAUGGGGAGAAAAUACUUGCAAAAAAGACGCAUCUGAUGACAUUAAAAAAAAAAAAAAUCAAUGCUUCCUAGUAUAAAUGCUCUGGAAUUUAGCAGAGAGACUAUAAUUUGGGAAUAGGAUCUGGUGGAACUUCCUCAUAAUCAUGUGCCGUGCAUUCCUACCUAAUAAUUACUUCUCUAUUUCUCGACUGGAGGUCUUUCAAUAAAUAAGAAUUUAUCAAGGGGUGCUUGGGUGGCUCAGUCGGUUAAGUGUCUGACUUUGGCUCAGGUCAUAAUCUCAGAGUUCGGGAGUUCGAGGUUCGAGCCCCGCGUCGGGCUCUGCGCUGAUCUCUGCUUGGGAGCCUGUCUCUCCCUCUCUCUCUGUCCCUCCCCCCUCUCAAAAUACAUAAAUAUUUAAAAAAAACAAUAA
Acinonyx jubatus (cheetah) is the source of this 2573-nucleotide messenger RNA. RefSeq names its product translation initiation factor IF-2-like. The transcript has 6 exons. The coding region runs from base 1 to 1566 and encodes 521 amino acids. NCBI's taxonomy places the organism in Eukaryota, Metazoa, Chordata, Mammalia, Carnivora, Felidae. The record is from RefSeq and is a predicted model, not a curated record.